CACCAUAUAUAUCCAAAUUAAAAGGAAAACAUAGCAAGCCAUGGCUAAAUGCACAGCCUUCAUUGCCCUCCUCUUUUGUCUUCUCCUUGUUGCUGCUACUGAAAUGCAAAUGGCAGAAGGAAAAUAUUGUUGGAAGAAAAAUCACAAGUGGCAUGGACCUUGCCACUAUUCUUUCAAAUGUAGCCAGCACUGCAAGCACUGGUUUGGAGCUGAAUAUGGUGUUUGUAAGAAAUAUCAAUGGGGACACAAACAUCAUCACUUGACAAAUUAUGCUUGCUAUUGCUACUCUGCUUGCCAUUAAUCAGAAGGAACUUCACAGUCUCAAUAUCAACUUGUCUUUGAUCACAAAAUAAGAAGCUAUCUAUUUAUGUAUGUGUAAUAAAUAUACGCCAGCAAGUAGUUGGUGUAUUAUGUUUGUGUGACAAUAUAAUAAUAAGGUUGAUCAAAGGCUUUAGCCUGACUUC
Messenger RNA from Lycium barbarum (goji berry), 464 nucleotides. Its product is annotated as defensin-like protein 19. The record is from RefSeq and is a predicted model, not a curated record. The coding region runs from base 41 to 301 and encodes 86 amino acids. The transcript has 2 exons. NCBI's taxonomy places the organism in Eukaryota, Viridiplantae, Streptophyta, Magnoliopsida, Solanales, Solanaceae.